AUGAAGACCCUAAAUGACAAAUUGGAUAAACUCCUGAACCAGCAGCAGCAUGUCCAUGCCAUCUCAGAGGAGGAGCAGUUUCUGCAACAAGAUGGGGAGAAUACUUGGUUUGCAGACGUGAACUACAUCAACAACCACGGAGACCAACCAAAAGGAGAAAAACAGAAAGAGAGACGAUUCAUCCCUCCACCUUACAAGCCACCCUUGCCAUUUCCUGGACAGUUUCGCAAGGAACCUCUUGAGAAGGACAAAGCAUUGUUCGAAAAACAGAUGCAGGAACUCGAGCUCCGCAUGCCUCUAAUGGACGCCUUCACCCUGAUACCUCCCUACCAGAAGUUCCUGAAGGAUGCAGUGAUGGAACGGAUGAAGCAAGUCCAAGGAAUGGUUAUAUUCAAUCACGAGUGCAGUACUAUAAUCCAAAGGACUGCAACACCCAAGAAACUGAGUGAUACGGGGUCGUUCACAUUACCUUGCUCGAUUGGCCCUUUGAAUUUUGGAAGAUGUCUAUGCGAUUUGGGGGCAUCAGUUAGCUUAGUGCCUCUAACUGUAGCCAAACGCCUUGGGUUCGAGAAAUUUAAAUCCAUCGACAUACAACUAGUUCUAGCAGACCGAACUACAAGGUUGCCAACUGGAGUGUUGGAAGACCUGCCAGUCAAGAUAGGAUCAGUAGACGUACCAAACGACUUCGUAGUUUUGGAAAUGGAUGUAGAACAAAGGGAUACACUUAUAUUUGGACGACAAUUUUUAGCCACCGCGGGGGCAAUGAUAGACGUGAGGAACGGAAAGAUCAACCUGAAGCUCGGGGAAGACCUCACUAUGCAGUUUGAUAUUCAGGAAACUAUGAAAAAGCCCUCAAUCGCUUGA
This is a messenger RNA of Camelina sativa (false flax), 864 nucleotides long. RefSeq lists its product as uncharacterized. NCBI's taxonomy places the organism in Eukaryota, Viridiplantae, Streptophyta, Magnoliopsida, Brassicales, Brassicaceae. The record is from RefSeq and is a predicted model, not a curated record.